Tremella mesenterica DSM 1558 is the source of this 1848-nucleotide messenger RNA. RefSeq lists its product as uncharacterized. The annotation marks the transcript as partial. Lineage: Eukaryota; Fungi; Basidiomycota; Tremellomycetes; Tremellales; Tremellaceae. Gene Ontology annotation, cellular component: nucleus; nuclear origin of replication recognition complex. Gene Ontology annotation, molecular function: DNA replication origin binding. The transcript is spliced from 9 exons. The record is from RefSeq and is a predicted model, not a curated record. Gene Ontology annotation, biological process: DNA replication initiation; DNA replication.
CCUUUUCCCACCCCGACCUCAGCUGAACCGGUCGGAACCCCUCGUAAAAGACCCAUGCCAAACCAUGUGAGUGGUGGAGAUGUCCCGAACUUCGACGAAGCAUUCGAUGAUACACAAAAUGAGAAUACGACAGGAGAAAAAGGAUGGAGUAGAGAGAGCUUUUUGGUGAAUGAACAUCUGAGGACUCAGAGGGAAGCGAGGAAUUUCGUUUAUGAGGGAAGUGCCGAUGCUCCGAAACUGACCAGAAGUGGACGGGUUUUGGGAAGUGCAGUUGAUGAGUAUGGAGCGGGUAGGGAGACUCCGGACGAGGAUGAAAGAUCAGAAGCUCUGGAAGAAGAUCAAGUCUCUGAAUUGGACAGGAGGGAAGAGGAACAUCUGGGGAUAAACAUUGACGAGGAAAGAGAUGCAAGAUUUGUGGUGGAACAAAAGAUUAACCCUUUACCUCAAUCAGCUAGGAAAUACGUGUUGGACAUUCUGGCAAAUCUGAAUGGUCGAAACGUCCGAGAACCCGCUCCGUUUAUAGACGAGGAGAAGAAUGAGGCAUUGCAAGGACUGGUAGGGUUAUUGAAAGGUACUGUGGAGAGAGGAGAGGGUAAUAGUGCUUUGGUCGUUGGACCUCGAGGAGUAGGGAAGACGAGAACCAUUGCAAGAGCUCUUCAACUCCUGCCCUCAUCUUCUACCCCACCUAUCGUAGUUCAUCUCUCCGGACAUGCUCAAACCACAGACCGUCUUGCGAUCCGGGAAAUGGGUAGACAGAUCUCAGAAGCGGAAGGUCGGAUUGAUACUUCAGAAGACGAUGAUGAUCCCCAGACUGAGGAAGAUGAAUACGCACCGACAACAUUACCUUCUCAUCUACUUGCGUUACUGACUGUUCCUUCUCCAAGAGCUAUAGUGAUAGUUAUUGAAGAGUUUGAUUUAUUUACCGAACAUGCUAGACAAGCUUUACUAUAUUGCCUUUUGGACGUAGUCCAAAGUAUCAAAACCGGUCCUGUCGAAUCUACCGGUCGAGGAGUCGCAGUAAUCGGCCUUACAACCCGUAUAGAUACUUUACUUUUACUUGAAAAACGUGUCAAAUCUCGAUUCUCGCAUAGAGUAUGGAAAAUCCUUUCUCCUCUCUCUCCAGGAUCUUUAGGGUGGAGGAAACUUCUCAGAGGGGUGUUAGUACCUUGGGAACUCACCUCUUCAAAUAUGUGCUUCUCAUCUACCUUCCCAACAAACGGAAAGAAGAAGUCAAUUGAGGAGGAAGAUGAAGCAUGUAAGUUGUGGAAAGGAGAUUGGGCGUUUGCCAUUGAGACUUUAUUGGAACAUCCUCAAAUUAUUCAACAUCUCGACAGGUUGACAGGGCUGACAACGGAUGUAAGGAACGUAUAUAGGCCUUUUAUAAUACCCGUUUCAAAAGUCUUAGCGGGAGAAUUAGACUUUAUAUCCGUUCAAUCUAUCGCUCAAUCCAUCUUGGACCAAAUAGAAGGAUCAGGAUGGGGAUUACAACUUGCAAAGCUUAAAGGUCUCCCCCAUCCAGCUCUCACAAUUUUGAUCAUCUGUAAACAUCUCAUAUCUGUCAAUCAAGAAACUUUCAAUUUAACUCAAAUAACAGAAGAAUACCUUCGUUUUUCUCGUACACGUUUAGUUGGUAGUGGUAAAACACGUUGGCCGAUACCUCUUCUCAAAAUGGCUUUCGAACAUCUAGAAAGGGAUGGUUUACUUUUACCCGUUUCAAAAGGAAGAAUAGAAUAUAAGAAAAUGCGUUGUACUUUAUCAGCUGCGGAAUUAGCGGGAUGGUUUAGAUUACAUAAUGGAGCUGGAUUGGGUAAUGAGUUGACCGCUUGGGGUAAAACAUUAGGAGGACAU